Guillardia theta CCMP2712 is the source of this 441-nucleotide messenger RNA. RefSeq lists its product as hypothetical. NCBI's taxonomy places the organism in Eukaryota, Cryptophyceae, Pyrenomonadales, Geminigeraceae. The annotation marks the transcript as partial. The transcript is spliced from 8 exons. Gene Ontology annotation, molecular function: phosphatidate phosphatase activity. The record is from RefSeq and is a predicted model, not a curated record.
AAGAGCAAGAUUGUGAUAUCAGAUGUCGACGGGACCAUCACAAAAAGUGAUCUUCUUGGUCAUAUAGCGCCAGCAUUUGGAAUUCAAUGGGCUCAAAAAGGGGUUGCUCAACUGUUGACCCGUAUUCAUCAGAACAGCUACAAGAUCCUCUAUCUGACUGCUCGACCGAUUGGACAGGCUGAUGCGACAAAGAGCUAUCUUCAGAGUGUUCACGAGAACGGCGUUCGGCUCCCGAUCGGACCAGUCAUCACCUCGCCUGAUGGGAUGAUCAAAGCUGUUCAUCGAGAGGUGAUCAUGCGGAAACCGGAAGAGUUCAAGAUCGAAUGUCUCAGCACACUGCGCAAACUUUUCCCCUUGGACUCGCUCCCUUUCUAUGCAGGGUUCGGCAAUCGUCCUACGGAUGUUGUAUCCUACCAGGCUGUCAAGAUCCCUGACAGGUAG